AGGACACACACCUUCAUGGUAGUACUUUUUGACAUAGAAUUAUGUUCCAAGGAAAACUGGAGAGUCGGACAUCUUACAGUUCUAUACUCUUUGCUAAGAAGCUGCAAGAGGAUUAAACUAACUAGCACAGAAUUUCAAGACAUAUUGCUUAAUAUUGUUUUGCAUUUGACUUCUUUUAACAGCGGAUAUUUUAGUGCGUUUUUGAUUCCCUCCGACUUCGACGACACUUUCCUCAACAUUGGUCUAGGAGCCUUGUUGAAAAAUACAAGAGUAUCGUUUCCCACACUUUACAAUAUCUGGGUUAAGAACAAUACGCAUUACGAAACUGCAUUUCGAGACCUUAAGAAGUACGCUUACCGACCAAUGAAUAUUGAUCUUGAUGCGAAUGCCAUUGACACGAGGACUUACUACUACCUCAGAGGGUUUCUUGAAGAAGCAAAGAAAAAUGGUCAAACUGUUUCUUUGGUCACAACCUGGGUAAGUAUAGAGGACCGUCCCGACUUGGCGCUCACUUACUACCCGUCACGCUACAGUUUCUACUAUUACGUAGCGCGCACUUUGUUCAUCUUGGAAACACAGUAUGUGUCUGAGGGUACUUUACCAAUGGAAAUCCUCAAUCAAACUAGAACAAAAUUUAAACGGGUGUUGCAAGGCAAAGCUAGUGAAAUGAUACUAAGCGAAGCCAAUCCGGAUGGUGAUGGGUUGUACUUUGAAGAAUUCCUUGGAAAUGGAGACACAGAUUUUUCAGGGGCGCCCAUGAAACGAGGUGAGGACCGUUUGUUUUCCACUUCAAUGGCUAUUAACUUUUACAUCGCUACGUGGGCAGUGCAGGACAAGACCACAGGCAAGCUGUAUUGGACAGAGGGUACACCUAAUGACAUCAAGGAGGUCGUUGAAAAGGCUGUGAAGUGGUUGAACACUUACAUUCUGGAAGAUACUUACAAACCAUUUGGUGCGUUCUUCUCUGGUUCAUUUAAGGGGGCAGAGAGUGUGCCUUUUUAUUUUCCAACCAAUCACAUUGAGUUUCUAAACGGCACAAUACUACCUUCAAACACAUCUAUAUUUGAUCGCAACAUAGUCAUUGCUAUGUCAGGGGUAAUAGGCGAAGAGGAAUAUGAAGAUCUUCUUAAGAUAACUCAUUUUGGCAAGAUGACUCCAACAAACUUCACAGGAUACAAUGACCCAAAUGCUGUGUUUCCCUUUUGGACAUCUGAUGCAUAUACAUAUGCAAAUACGCUAUUAGCCCUUGCAAAAUUCCAGAAUUUAAAUAGUUGAUAUUUCCUAUACAUGGAAGCAUUGCAUGUCAGGGGUGCAGGUUGGUUUUAGUCAUGGGGGUGGGGGUGUGAAAUGGUGGAGUGGGGGUUGGUGGUUGUGCAAAUUUAUAAUGGAUUGCUAAAUCCAUAUUUCAAUAAAAACUUAAUGG
Molecule: messenger RNA, 1423 nt
Organism: Anneissia japonica
Lineage: Eukaryota; Metazoa; Echinodermata; Crinoidea; Comatulida; Comatulidae
Exons: 5
Coding region: 16-1275 (419 amino acids)
Source: RefSeq, a predicted model, not a curated record